GCAUUGCUUUUACCUUUUACAUAACGCUUCACUUGACGAUUGUAACUAGAAGCAAUGUAGUCGACGGCUUGGACUAUUCGCGUUGGGCCAAGCGCAGACGAGGCUUGCAGUUUAGGACACGUCUUACUUUGUCUCGCCUUACGAUUGGACCAACGUUACAACAAGAAAACGCCAGACACCUGUAAGCAACAGUUUAAGCAGGCUUGACUGUAUAGAGCCGCUGACAGCCAGCUACAUAUUAGGAACCACAUCCCGAAGUACGCUCUGCACUCUCUUCCGGGCCUCCUCAGCGCAGCAUAAGCAUGUCCACCUCGGGGCAUGGCCGACGAGGACGCAACGGAGGCGGCGUCCGCUUCGCAUCAGAUGCAGACGAUGGUGCAUCCGUGGCCAUCACCCUUGGCGACGUCGGCGCCGCGCCGCUAGACCAGCUCCUGGCCGGCAAUGCCGAUGUCGUCCGCACCCCAACCCGGGAUGCGUCCCGAACACCCGAAGUUGACACCGACGCGGAGGCCUGCUGCGGCGAUGAGGGUGUGCACAUGGGCGGCCUGAGGCUGCUAAACCGCGGCAUCUCACAGGACGAACCCUACGAAAAUUCCCGUGCGGACUCCGACGGAGAUGGCCCGAUGGACGGCCCCGGCUGCAGUACCGACGCGGAUACGGCAGCAGGCGUUGCACGGCACUCUGGGGACGAGAGCCGUACGGAAACGGAGUCCGCUCCAAACGGGGGUGCUGCUGGCGGGGGUGGCCGGAGACAUCAUCACCACCGCGGCAAGUCGGGUGGCAAGCCCGGGAAGCAGGCGGCCAUGAGGACCUGGCUGCGGAUCAACAGCGACGGGGAAACGUUCAUUUUGCAGGCUGACAAGUGGCGCAUCACGCACAAGCUGGGCAUCCAGACCCGCGACCUACGCCUGCUGGACCCCAACCUGUCCACCACCUACCCCUCCGCCAUCCUGUGUCGCGACAAGGCCAUCGUGGUGAACCUGGAGUACCUGAAAGCCAUCAUCACCACCACCUUCGUGCUGGUGGUCAACCCGGAGGACGAGAAGGUGUUGCGGUUCAUCAGUGAGAUCAAGAGGAGGCUGGCGGCGGCAGGGGGGGCGCCCAGCAAAACAUUCCGGGCCCUGUCCGACUCCGAGCGGCUCAAGCUGGCCCCCGGCCCAUCCACGCUGGGCCUCAACAUGCCCUUCGAGCUGCGGGUGCUGGAGGUGUGCCUGGAUGAGGUCGCGGGCCACCUGGACUUCCUGACUCAGGAGCUGGAGGCGUCCGCCUACCCCGCACUGGACUCGCUGGCGAACAAGGUCAGCUCGCCACACCUGGAGCGCGUGCGGCGCAUCAAGAACAACCUGGUGCGCCUCACCACGCGGGUGGAGACGGUGCGGGAGGUCCUUGAAAAGUUCCUGGACGACGACUCCGACAUGCACGACCUCAACCUGACUGCCAAGGAGCUGCACGAGCAGGAGGAGCGGAGGCAGCUGGAGCAGGCGGCGGAUCUGGACGCGCGCAGCACUGUGAGCACCACGGGCAGCCGCUCCUCGGGCUCCUCCUCCUCCGCCUCCUCCGACAGCAGCGUGGAGGAGGCGGAGACGGCGGUGGUGGAGAUGCUUCUGGAAACCUAUUUCAUGCAUGUGGAUAACACGUACAACAAACUGCAGACCCUUCACGAGUACGUGGGCGACACGGAGGACCUGGUGAACAUCAAGCUGGACCAGCACCGCAAUCAGCUCAUCACCAUAGACCUGCUGCUCACCGCGCUCACCACCGUGCUGGCCAUGAUGACGGUGGUGGGCGCGUGGUUCGGAAUGAACCUGGACAGCGGGCUGCAGGAGGCGCCGGGGGUGUUCAAUGACGUCGCGGUGGGCUCCAGUGUGAUCGGCAUCGGGCUGUUCUUUGCGUUCGUGUACUGGCUUUGGAGGGCCAAAUUGAUCAUCUACUGAGCAGGGCUGAGGCGGGUGGUAGGGGAGGGGAGGGAGAGGGGGUGGAUGACGAGCUGAAUGAGGGGGAGGGGGAACAUUAUAGAUAGGUGCAGCAACGCAGUCCCCCAAGGGGGAGGGGGAGGGGGAGGGGGAGGGGGAGCAGGUCAUGGAGUUGGUAUCCGGCGACAGCGUAGAUAGGAGGCGGGAGGCCGUUGAACGAACCCCCAAAGGCAGGCAGGCAGCUGGGCAGGCAGUGGGCUAGGGGCACAUGUAGACUGCGGGUUCCCUGUAGACUUGGGUGGGUGUAGGGUUGGGGGAGCUUGUGGGUGUGGGUGUAUGCAGGAGGGGGAAACACCACGGGACACGCUGUGAGCCGUUGUUGGAGUGGGGGCAGCAUGUAGGGGGGGUGUACGGCGGUCGACCGCAUGAGGAGCAAAUGCAUGAGGCGGCGGACGGAAGCGGAACUUUGGCGUGUGUGGCGUACUCGUCCCCAGCAAGGCGCUAGAAAGGAAUGACGUCAUGCGGAACGGGAUGAGGUGCUACGACAUGCGGGAAAGGGGCGUGAUGUGGUGUGGUGUGGUGUGAUGUGGCAGCAGCCGCAAGCAGGGGGUUCCGUCGAGGUAUACCGACAGCACCCGGGGCGGAGGUGGGGGGUGGGGGUGGUGGGGCGGAUAUCUGCAUUGCCGCCUCGUGCAGACCGCGCAGUGCCGGCUGUCACGAGUCAUGGUUCUGUUGCUCCUGUUGCCGACUCCGUUGCUGUGGGUGUGGCUGUGACAAGGGUGUGUGUGUGUGACAACAAUGGACCUACAAAAGACAUGCAUGCACUCGUAUUUACUACAUGGGGGGGGGCAGCGUCGCCUCAGCUUUGCGGUGGGCUGCCGGUAGGUGCCGGAGGUCAACAGCGGUCCGUUCGAGGCUGGAAACUGGGAGGAGAAAUGCGUGAGCGGGAAAAUCUGAUGUCUACCUGUAUUCGCCGUUUUUUCCGGGGCUUGAGCCUGCUUUCUUGCUUGAAAAGGCUCGUUUGCCUUGGAUGUGGGUGCGGUGGUAUCUUGGAUGUGGGUGCGGUGGUAUCUUGGAUGUGGGUGCGGUGGUAUUGUGGAUGUGGGUGCGGUGGUAUCUUGGAUGUGGGUGCGGUGGUAUCUUGGAUGUGGGUGCGGUGGUAUUGUGGAUGUGGGUGCGGUGGUAUCUUGGAUGUGGGUGCGGUGGUAUCUUGGAUGUGGGUGCGGUGGUAUUGUGGAUGUGGGUGCGGUGGUAUCUUGGAUGUGGUGGUUGACCCCUCCAGCAGAAGAGACCACGACAGACCCGCAGGCUCCUCACGCCGCCACCGCCGCCUCCUCCUCCUUACAUCCGUGCACCACCCUAACCGCAUGCCUGUACGGCACUUUCGACCGUCCUCUCUGUACGGGGGGGAGUCCUGCCACUCCUGC
Astrephomene gubernaculifera is the source of this 3340-nucleotide messenger RNA. The record is from the annotation of a GenBank genome assembly. Lineage: Eukaryota; Viridiplantae; Chlorophyta; Chlorophyceae; Chlamydomonadales; Astrephomenaceae.